Eucalyptus grandis is the source of this 1240-nucleotide messenger RNA. RefSeq names its product ER lumen protein-retaining receptor. The transcript is spliced from 7 exons. Gene Ontology annotation, cellular component: cis-Golgi network; endoplasmic reticulum; membrane. Lineage: Eukaryota; Viridiplantae; Streptophyta; Magnoliopsida; Myrtales; Myrtaceae. Gene Ontology annotation, molecular function: ER lumen protein retrieval receptor activity. Gene Ontology annotation, biological process: protein retention in ER lumen; endoplasmic reticulum to Golgi vesicle-mediated transport. The record is from RefSeq and is a predicted model, not a curated record. Bases 281 to 928 code for a protein of 215 amino acids.
CAACAAAGAUUACGGGGGCUGCUGGUCGUCGUCUCCCUUGGCGAGCGCGAACCGAGAUCUGUAAAAACUCCUCCGCCGCCGCCGCCGCCGUCGCCGCCCCCGCCGCCGCCGAUCUCUCCGCCCGUGCGCAGCUCGAUUUCGCGCCUGGAAUCGCCGGAGCGAGGUUCUGCAAGGUUCCCCGCGAGCGGAGUCCGUCGAAGAAGGAGGAGGGAGAAGAGGAAGCGAUUUCUCAUCAUCAGAUCAGAUCUAGGGCUGCUUUUUCCCUUCCGAUCCUCCGAGGAUGAAUAUAUUCAGAUUCGCCGGCGACAUGACGCACCUUUUUAGCGUCCUCGUCUUGCUCCUCAAGAUUCACACCAUCAAGUCCUGCGCCGGUAUCUCAUUGAAGACACAAGAGCUCUAUGCUCUUGUCUUUAUCACGCGCUACUUGGAUAUCUUUACUGAUUUCAUAUCUUUCUAUAAUACCGUCAUGAAGUUGAUAUUUCUGGGGAGCUCUAUUUCAAUUGUUUGGUAUAUGAGGCGCCACAAGAUCGUUCGUAGGUCCUAUGAUAAAGAUCAAGACACCUUUCGCCAUUAUUUCCUUGUCUUGCCUUGCCUUCUCUCUGCGUUACUUAUUCAUGAGAAGUUCACCUUUAAAGAAGUUAUGUGGUCAUUUUCAUUAUAUUUGGAAGCCGUUGCCAUUCUUCCUCAGCUUGUACUGUUGCAGAGAACCAGGAACAUUGACAACUUGACUGGACAAUAUGUACUUCUACUUGGUGCAUACCGAGCACUCUAUAUCCUAAAUUGGAUUUAUCGCUACUUCACUGAGCCACAUUAUGUCCACUGGAUCCCUUGGAUUGCUGGGCUUGUCCAAACACUGCUCUAUGCCGAUUUCUUCUACUAUUAUUUCCAAAGCUGGAAGAACAACAAGAAGCUCGAACUACCAGCUUAGAUCCUCCACUUAUUUUGGGCGAAGUCUUAAAUUGCACUUACGUGGUGAAGCUUUGCAAUUGCGAAGGAUGUCGAGUCAAAUUAUUUUUUUCCAUAAGGGAUUGUAUAUUACUCGAAUUAGUUAUUUACUUUCCUUGACCCUAUUUCCAUCCACACUAGGAUUUUCUGAAGGAGACAGAUUUUAGUUUUCAGAUAUCGUACGCAGACCAUCAAAAUUCAAGCAAAACAUGCCUCCCAAGAGAUUGUGUCGAUAUGUCAUAUUCGAGUUACUUCGACGUCAUGGAAUGAGAUACGCAGGACCGUGCCAUCAAAA